Molecule: messenger RNA, 1869 nt
Organism: Torulaspora globosa
Lineage: Eukaryota; Fungi; Ascomycota; Saccharomycetes; Saccharomycetales; Saccharomycetaceae
Gene: TAH18
Product: NAPDH-dependent diflavin reductase
Exons: 1
Coding region: 1-1869 (622 amino acids)
Cellular component (GO): cytosol
Molecular function (GO): NADPH-hemoprotein reductase activity; FMN binding; flavin adenine dinucleotide binding
Source: RefSeq, a predicted model, not a curated record
AUGGUCAAGGCCAGAAUAUCCAAGAGAAUCGCUAUACUGUAUGGUUCGGAGACUGGAAAUGCUCAAGAUUUCGCUUUUAUUUUGUCACAUAAGUUACACAGGCUACAUUUCGCACAUACUUUGAGUUCUUUGGGGGAUUACAAUACAUUGGAUAUCCUAGAUUGCCGACAUCUCUUCAUCAUCUGCUCCACUACUGGGCAAGGUGAGUUACCGCGUAAUGCUUUGGAAGCUUCUCAUGGGAACAACAGGAGCAGUACACUUUGGUCUUUCUUGAGAAGAAAAGACCUUCCAUCGGAUCUACUAAACCACGUUAGCGUCUCAUUUUUGGGACUAGGUGAUUCGUCUUAUCCGAAGUUCAAUUAUGCAAUAAGGAAGCUUCAUGAAAGAAUCGUUAAUCAACUCGGUGCGAAAGAACCCUACAAAAGACUAGAAGCCGAUGAGCAAUGUAUGCUCGGCAGCAACAAGAACACCGGUGCCGGCAUAGAGAGCGUUUAUUUUGAGUUUGAGAAGAAAGCGCUAGAUAAUCUGUGUGCAACCUAUCCUACGAGGAAGGUCAAUGGCGAAAUCAUCAAACGCGAAGAAUUACCUGCCGAUGUCUAUCUCAGACCAGAUUCAUCAUUGUUGAUAGAACGGGACGACAAUAUACAGUCGAAUUCUGUGUCUUUCAAGGGCGAUGAAUUUGUUAGAGUUGGAUCUGUAGAAAGAAAUCAAAGAAUUACUCAUGCUGAGCACUUCCAGGAUGUAAGACAGUUUAUUUUUAAAGGUGCUGAAGCCCAUGAAUAUGGCCCAGGUGAUACCGUAAGCAUCUUUCCAUGCAACACUGAUCAAUCUGUGCAGCAAUUCUUGGAACUUCAACCGCAUUGGAAACCAGUCGCAGAUAAGCCUCUGAUUUUCAGUGACAGGGCUCCCAGCAUAGAGGGUGGAUUGGUGCAACCUUUGACCUUACGGAAUUUGCUCAAGUACCAUUGUGACAUUAUGAGUAUCCCAAGAGCCAGCUUUUUCAAGAAGGUCUGGACCUUUGCCACUGAUAUGAGUCGUUUGGAGCGGGGUCUUGAGCAAAUGAACCAGCAGCGUGAAAAGCUGCAGCAGUUCGGAGCAGAUGAGGAUAUGCAAGAUCUCUUCGACUAUUGCAAUAGGCCCAGAAGAUCCCUACUUGAAGUUCUACAAGAUUUCAUGUCCUUGAGAUUGCCAUGGGAAUUUGCUCUGGACUUCCUUCCAGCGAUCAAGCCGCGAUACUUUUCCAUAUCUAGCGGACCAAACUGCAGCAGUAUUGAGCUAACGGUCGCGAUCGUAAGAUACAAGACCAUAUUGAGAAAGAUUAGGAAGGGACUUUGUACAGAUUUUAUUGCGAAUCUAUCGCCAGGAGAUCAGCUUCGAUACAAAAUUCAAAAUAAUCAUUUAUUUGAGAACGAGCAACUACGUGACAGGCCAAUGAUAUUAAUAAGUCCUGGUGUUGGGAUUGCGCCGAUGAUGUCUCUGAUCAGAGCAGAAAUCUCCAAUCAAAUUAUGCUAUUUUUUGGAAAUAGAUUUAUGGAAAAGGACUUUCUUUACAAAGACCUCCUUCAGAAGUGGGAAGAAACAAAUAGAAUAACGCUGUUUAGCUGCUUUUCCAGAGAUCGAGAAAAUUCACCAGAAUUCAAGUACGUCCAGGACCGUCUUUGGGCCAUUGGUAAUACUAUCGCUAGGCUGCUGGUUGAAAAAGACGCUAUAAUUUAUCUUUGUGGUUCUUCUGGGAAAAUGCCUACCCAAGUCAGAAUUACACUACUGGAGAUUCUGAAGAAGUGGGGCAACUUUGAAACUGAUACAGCAGCAUGCGAUUAUUUGAAGCUUUUAGAGAAAAAUGAUAGAUACCUGCAAGAAACGUGGUAG